AUCUCACAUUCAUCUCCCCCAAUUCAUGUCUUCUUAAACACAAUCACACCCUAUUCACACCCCUUUCCCAGUUUAUUACAUAACUAUACACACAUACAUUUGUAUCUCACAUCUCUGACCUAGAUCUCGAGCUCGGCGAUGGAUGUUUCUCCGAGAACAGCGGCUAGGCGAAGGACCCAAGCUCCUCUUCCAGCUCCUGCGAAGAAACGGAAAGCCAAGGUGCCGGAUUACGACGAGUCUUUGUGCGAGAAAUGCGGGUCCGGCGAGAAUGCGGCGGAGUUGCUUUUGUGUGACAAGUGUGAUAAGGGGUUUCAUUUGUUCUGUCUCAGGCCUAUUCUCGCUGCUGUUCCUCACGGCUCUUGGUUUUGUCCUGAUUGUUCUGUUCAAAUUCAGAACAAGCCCAAAUCCAUCUCUAUGACUCAAACCAAAAUUGUUGACUUUUUCCGCAUUCAAAGGUGUUCACAGCCAGCUGAAAAAUUGAAUCACGACUGCAAGAAAAAGAGAAAGCGCACAACUAGUUUAGGUGUAUCGAAGAAGAGGAGAAAAUUGUUGCCAUUCAGUCCAAGUGAGGACACAUCAAUGAGAUAUAAACAAAUGCAAUCAUUGGCUGUAGCAUUGACCGCAACAGGUGCAGAUUAUAGUAACGAGCUUACUUAUAUUCCUGGUAUGGCGCCAAGAUCAGCUAACUGUUCUACACUGGAGAGGGAAGGAAUGCAGGUUAUGUCGAAAGAGGAUACUGAAACCCUUAAUCUUUGUAAAAGCAUGAUGAAAAGAGGGGAAUGGCCACCUCUUAUGGUUGUUUUUGACCCUGUUGAAGGAUUUACUGUUGAGGCAGACAAGACCAUUAGAGAUUUAACAAUAAUUACGGAAUAUGUUGGAGAUGUUGAUUACUUGAAGAAGCGUGAGAAUGAUGAUGGGGAUAGCAUGAUGACUCUUCUUUGUGCUGCUGAUUCUUCUAAGAGCCUUGUGAUCUGUCCUGACAAACGUAGCAAUAUAGCACGCUUCAUUAAUGGUAUCAAUAACCAUACAAGGGAAGGGAAAAAGAAGCAGAAUGUGAAAUGUGUAAGAUUUGAUGUUAAUGGCGAGGCUCGAGUUCUGUUGAUUGCAAGCAGAGACAUACAUAAAGGAGAAAGAUUGUAUUAUGAUUACAACGGAUAUGAGCAUGAAUACCCAACUCAGCAUUUUGUUUGAUCUUGUUCUGGCUGCUCCCUUGAUCAUCUUGAAACAUUUUGGGUAACUUAUGCAGUUUCAAGCUCCAAGUUAUUUAUGUAGCAUCUUAGAAUAAUAUAUUACCAUACAUCUGUAGAAGCAGAAAACAGUUUUGGCCAGCCAUCUAGGCAAUGGAAUCAGAAUGAAAUGGAACCCAGUAAACUGAGUUUGAAUA
Daucus carota subsp. sativus is the source of this 1384-nucleotide messenger RNA. Its product is annotated as histone-lysine N-methyltransferase ATXR6. The transcript is spliced from 6 exons. The record is from RefSeq and is a predicted model, not a curated record. The coding region runs from base 139 to 1191 and encodes 350 amino acids. Lineage: Eukaryota; Viridiplantae; Streptophyta; Magnoliopsida; Apiales; Apiaceae. Gene Ontology annotation, molecular function: protein binding.